Molecule: messenger RNA, 1842 nt
Organism: Triticum urartu
Lineage: Eukaryota; Viridiplantae; Streptophyta; Magnoliopsida; Poales; Poaceae
Source: RefSeq, a predicted model, not a curated record
GGUCGCCCGCUCCACCCCCUCCCCCUCCCGCCCCGUACCCCAGUUUCCCCCUCGCCGCCGCAGGAGCCGGAGCCGCCGCCGCCGCCGGAGCCGGAGAAGACCACGAGCAAGAUCAGCAGGUGAAUACCCGACUCGCCCUCUUCUUCAUCCCCGGGCGGGCGGAUCUUUCCCCGGCAGCGGCGCCCGAGGGGAAGUCGACCUCGCCGAGAGGGGGCCCGACGGGGGCGCUCGGGUCGUCGGCGGCGCGCCGUUCGACUUCCCGGGCGCCCCGCCGCCGGAUUUCUUCCCGGCGGUGCGGGGAGCGGCACGCGAGUGCGCCCUCCCCUACCAAGCUUCCUGCCCUGGAGCUGUUGCCUUUAAAAGGGAAGGACAUGAAGCCCAGUGCUCAAGUCACCACUUAUUUAUCCUUCAGAGUAUAUGGACUAACCUUUCUGCUACUUCACAAUGCAGGCACCAAGGAAAUGUCUCGCGGGAAGAAGGCAUCUGCCAAUAAGAAGACUGCCGUCCAGAGGCAAAAGAGGAUCUGUCAUUAUCUCCUUUUACCAGGGGAGAAUGGCACACCGGUUACAGAUUUUGUCAAGGGUCUCGCCGGUGAAAUAAUGUGUGAUAGGGAUCCGGUUGGCCAAACACAAGCAUUGGAUACUCCGCGUGCAAGCUUUAUCGAGAGUGUGAAGCAUAUAUUAUUCAGAGUCACGAAUAUGCCACUGGACGUUCUUGAGUCUGGCUACUGCUUUCAGAGCUUGCAGCUAGAAAACAUCGUGGUGACAGAUUAUUAUGAGAUCCCAAAGUUAGUGGUUGACAACCUGGAGAAAAGAACUGCCAAGGGCACAAAAGCCAAUCUUACAGCCCUCGCAGACAUGCUUCACCAGUUGGUGGGUGAAGCCAGUGCCAAGUAUCACGCGGACAAGGAUAUCAAUCCGGAGUUCAAGCAUUUGCUCCAGCAUAUAAAAGGGUAUCAGCAAGGAGACCCAUUCUUCCUUAUGAGAUAUAAUGUUUGUUAUGUGCCACUGGAGAAUAGGCCUUUUCUCUACGUCGAAAUGUAUGACUAUGUGAUGGAUAUUCUGAGAUAUACCGACCCAGAGGCAUUCCAGUUUGUGAUCAGCAAUCUGUCCUAUCCAUUGGACUGGAAUGUUCAACUUCUGAACAACUCAUACCUGGUUUGGUCAUUUGGCAGGUCAAGAUAUGAUCCACAGGCGACGCGCUUUCCAGCGGAAACUGAUCCUCGAUUGGAGCCAUUGCGCUACCAUCGGAAUGGGCCUGCUCAUCCCUUGGAGGAUUCGGCUGAUCCGGCCGCAGAACAUGGAAUGGCCUCGACAAGGGCGGAUGUUGCACACAGGUUAUAUUUUCUGUUCCCGGACCUGAUGUCGUCAAUGCAGACAAACCUGCACUAUAUUGGAGCUCUAUGCCAUCUGGGAACAGAAAAGCUAUUUCCCUUCCAAGUCAGAAAAACUGGUCGUCAGCAGUAGCUUGGAAGCAAUCGUAGUAACUCACUACGGUUUCUACUUUUCUGCUUGGUGUUGGAGCUUCUCAUUCUAUCAUGCGAGUAUUCUAUCAUGUGAGUGAUAGUCUGGAGCUGGUUUUGGCCCCUUGCGGCACCUGAAAUGCUGAUCUGAUUCGAAACUUGGAAUUGUGAGAAACAAUGUAUAGUGCACAAUCUAAGAUGUACAGUUGAUUUUGCUUGAGCUACAGCUCUGUUUGUUGUAGUUCCGGGGCUGGUUUGGCCCCUUGCGGCACCUGAAAUGCUGCUCUGAUCUGAAACUUGGAAUUGUGAGAAACAAUGUAUAGUGCACGAUCUAAGAUGUACAGUUAAGACAGAUAUACAGAAUCUUUUAUCAGUUUUCU